Metopolophium dirhodum (rose-grain aphid) is the source of this 6967-nucleotide messenger RNA. Its product is annotated as one cut domain family member 2-like. Gene Ontology annotation, biological process: regulation of transcription by RNA polymerase II. The record is from RefSeq and is a predicted model, not a curated record. Gene Ontology annotation, molecular function: DNA-binding transcription factor activity, RNA polymerase II-specific; RNA polymerase II cis-regulatory region sequence-specific DNA binding. The transcript is spliced from 6 exons. Gene Ontology annotation, cellular component: nucleus. The coding region runs from base 1166 to 3664 and encodes 832 amino acids. Lineage: Eukaryota; Metazoa; Arthropoda; Insecta; Hemiptera; Aphididae.
AUAAUACGAAACGCGACGUUGUCCGUGCGUCGCCUCCGCCGCAUGCACACCACGCAGUUGUAUACUCGCGCGUAAAAUCCUUAACGAACGCGAAUAAAAUACGAUAACGCGUCUAAAUCCAAAAUACGAUAUUACGCUUCAAUAGCGAUCCAUCGGCCGAUCGAAGCGGUCGGUGAACGCACACGUCCGCCGCUGCUUCUGAGUGUGUCACGGUCGAACCGCGCUCGAUACCGCGAUACGACCGAUCCGUGGGCACGACAUCACCUCGUACGCGUUUCUUGUCGAUUAUAAAAUAAACGAUAUCGUUGGUGCAGGUUAACGUGGUUGUUGAAUUUUCCGCGGUUUUCACACUAAUACCUAUACACGACAUUAACGACACUCUAUAAUAUUAUUUCGUGCCGGACGUCAUUUGUUGUUAUUGUCGUCGUCGCGCGUGUACCUUACACUCGCGCGUUACGGGCACGGCGACUCGAACGCGAGAGCGGACGACCCGCGGUGCGGAGGAGGUAAACGCGGGGUGGCGAGACAUGCACCCGUCGCCGCCGACGGCGGACAGUUGCGGCGCCCGUCCCGUGCCGUCAAUACCGCUGCGGAAUCGUUAAUUGUUAUCGGAUCCAGUCGGAAUCGUGUUUUCGCGUCCAUCGAUCGGUCUUAAUGAAUUUCACCAAUGGAUUUCCAGUAGCAGCGGUACGCGGCAGUGGUCGCCGCCGAUUUCGCGCGCAACCCAUACGACACCGGUAAGGCGCGCGCGCACGCCGACAACGCCGCCACCGUCGACGACGACGACGCUCGUCUGAACGCGCGCGGAACCAUCGUCACACGCCGCGUAGGAAGCAGCGCGCGCGAAAUGUUUUCGGACGCCGCACCAGUGUUGUUGUCGUUCCUCCGGCACCGGUGGACCGCCGAAUAGUGCGUGUGCGCCCGCACAUACCGACACAACCGGUCGACCACCGACGGCUGUCAAUUGUUUAUUUUUUUUUUUUUGACGGUCACACUCUUGCGGUAUACAACACGUGGUGAGAGUACACUACACCUUACACUACACACACACACGCGCAUACAUAGGACAGAGGGUAGGGACAGUGCUGUGUGUGCGCGAGCGCGACGACAACGGUGCGAGACACGCGGAGCCGGUACACGAGUGAGAGCGGACGUUCUUCGCCGGAUGGAAAACGUUCACAACAUGGCGCCAGAGUCGCCGCUCAACGAAGUCGUGGUCGAGACAAUCGAUUCGCCGCAAGACGUGCGGGCGCACGUCGACGCUGGUCGGCCGUCCGCGUGCCCCGUCGCCGAGCCGCCACCGACACGCGAACUGUGCAUCACGCGAGUGCCGCGGUCGCAGCCCGCCAGCAGGAUCGUUUGCCAUGCACGUUGUUCGCGGCCCGUCCAGCACGACGACGACUCGGAAGACGACCUGGACGACGACGACUUGGACGACGAAAACGACGACGACCACAACGACCAUAAUAACCACCACCAGCAGCACCAUCAGAACAAUCGCGGCCACCAACACCAGCAGCAACAGCAGCAGCAACACCACCAGAACCAGCACCACCAAGCCCACCAUCACCAACACCUCCACCAAAACCAACACCAUCCGCACCUCCAGCAGCAGCAGCAGCAGCAACAGCAGCAACAGCAACACCACCUCCAAAACUCGGACCGAUCGCCGGUCGAGAGUAACGGUGGUGGUAGCCGCCGCGGCGUAGGUGGUACAGUCGUGGUCAGAGGUGGCUGCGGCGGUGGCGGUGGAGGUGGUGUCGGCAGCGGUGGAAGCGGUGGCGUCAUCGUCGAGGACGCAAAACCACCCGAGAGCACCAUCACUGUGAUCGUACACCACCCGGACGACGACCGAGCGAACCGAUCAUCCAGACUCAAUCCCAACCCCAGGCAUUCCGUCAGCGUGGCCGGCAUGAUCGAGUCGCAAGACUACCAUCGAGGAGCAGGCUCCGGGGCAGGCAACAACAGCGUGCUACAGCUGCACCACCAUCAACAACAGCAACAGCAGCAGCAACAGCAACAACCCGAGCCCACUUACCAGACGCUCACAUCGGUCAACGGUAGGAUGUCGCCACCUGGUUACAGCCCCAACUCGUCGUACGCCACACUCACACCUCUCCAACCACUGCCGCCCAUAUCAACCAUGUCCGACAAGUUCGUGUACGGUCACUCCAACAACGUGUCCGGAUCGUUCACGGUCAUGCAGAACAACAUCGGCGGCCUAGGCAUGGUGGUCAACAGCCCGUACACGUACGACAAGAUGGGUAUGCACUCACCCAAUCACUAUUCGCCCACACACAUGCACCACAUGCCGCCGCAACAGGGCUCGCCGAUAUCACCACAAAGCGCGUCGUACAGUCAAAACGGAGGCGGUGGUGGAGGUGGCCUCAACUCGCCGCAGAAGAGCAUGUCGUCGCCGAACAGCUGCUAUGACUCGCCGUACACGCAAAUAGGGCCCGGCGGUCGGUCGGGAGCGUCCAACGCCAUGCACAGCCCUGACCUCAGCCAAAACUCAGGGUCGCUGCACUCGCCACCGAUGUCCAGCUACGGUGGAACCACCACGCUGUCCAACGUCAACGGGCUGACCACCAUCACGCCGCACCCCGGCCGGGGCGGUGGUGGCGUCGUGGUAUCUCCCAGGCACUCGCCGUCGCUGGUCAUACACCCCAUCAUACAGCCCCAGGAGGUCGUGGUCACCACGUCCUCACCCUCACCGCCCGACCACUCGCAGAGGAUGCAGAUGAUGCACCAACAACAGCAGCAGCAGCAGCAACAGCAGCAGCAACAACAACAACAGCAGCAGCAACAGCAGCAGCAGCAGCAGCAACAACAACUGCAACAGCAGCAGACCACGCUGAUCAAGACGCAAUCGAUCACCACCACAACCACGGUUCUGGUUCAGAACGCGUCGUCGGCGUCCGGGUCGAACGGCAGCGGUUCCGACAUGGAGGAGAUCAACACCAAAGAGCUGGCACAGCGGAUCAGCGCCGAACUGAAACGGUACAGUAUACCGCAGGCGAUAUUCGCGCAACGCGUGCUGUGCCGGUCGCAGGGUACGCUGUCCGACCUGCUCCGGAACCCCAAACCGUGGUCCAAGCUGAAAUCCGGCCGGGAGACGUUCCGCCGCAUGUGGAAGUGGCUCCAGGAACCCGAAUUCCAGAGGAUGUCGGCCCUCCGCUUGGCAGAUGAUUCUUCUUCUAACCUUGGUCAAGACUUAGAAGGUAUGUUAUUGGCAGAAAAUGGACUGCAGAAUGUUCCAACACCAAACGUCGGAAGUUACAUAAACAACAUGGUAGCUCAAAUUCCACAGCAAAACCCUCCUUGCAAACGAAAAGAAGAAGUCCAACCUAUUGUUCCUGAUCAUUCAUCUGCACCUAAAAAACCACGUUUGGUCUUUACCGAUCUUCAACGACGAACAUUACAAGCUAUUUUCAAGGAAACGAAAAGGCCGUCAAAAGAAAUGCAGGUGACCAUAGCUAGGCAAUUGGGCCUGGAACCGACUACAGUCGGCAAUUUCUUCAUGAAUGCCAGGAGACGGUCGAUGGAUAAGUGGAAGGAUGAAGAUCCAAAAGUAAUGGCGGCAUCGAACCACCACCAAGACGACAUUGUAGUCAAUAUGCAAACAGGGACACAUAUGGGUAACCACCAGUCUGAAGUGUUGUGACCAAUAAUUAAUUAGGAUAAAUAUAGAUAUUUAUUCCAAAAUGUUAGAGUACAAUAUCGAAAUGUGAUUUAUUUUCUGGCCAUAUAUAUAUAAACUAUAAAAGUUGAUAGGUUUAUUUCUUUUUUAUUUAUAUAAAAAUAUUAUCUCGACAUAUAUAUUAUGGUAAGGCAACAUAACAUAUUUCCCGAUAAAUUUAUCCCAAUUGAUUUUUCAUCGAAACACUCAACCAAACCAUAACCCCGUCCCAUAAAUAUACAAUAAUUUAAAAAAAAUCGAAAUCAUAUAAAAAAAAAAUUCAAAAAUCGAUCGACUUCUGUUUGUAUUCAUUAUUUGAUUAUACCAAAUAAAUGUAUUUUUAUUUUUUGUGGAUAUAUAAAUCAAUGCUACGUUAUACUGUUCAUUUAAAAAUAUUUCAUACAAACAGUCAAAUUUGUUUUAAAUAACAACAGUACCCAUAGGUAUUACGCUUUAAAUAUUAUUAUUUUAAUACGUCAUAUUGUAUUUAUUUCAUCGAAAACCACUUCACUGAUGUUUAUACAAUUAUUUACCUAAUGAUCUCUUCGCAUUGUAGUCAUAUAGAAGUAUAUAAUAUUUUUAAGGUCCAACCACUACCUUUAUCGAUUGUUCAAUCGAAUCAAUUAUCUAGUCAAAAACCGCUCAAUUUACAUGAAAAUUGAAAAAAAAACAUAUUUGUAAACAAUUCUUUUGAAGUAUAUUUUUAUCGAAACUAUGUGCUUUCACAAAUUUUACCAAAAUGUAAUCCGUCAUCAUAUUUUGUAAUACCUAACAUAUAGAACAUAAAGUAAGGACUAAAUAGUUCAUUAUAACAAAUUAAUUUAUAAAGAGCUUAAAUAUUUUUAACUGAAAAUUAAUAUUUUUUCACAAAACUGAUUACCAAAUAGAAAUUCCUAAAGAAAUCGUAUUGUUCGCGUCCAAGUUUCUAAUAGAAAUUAUAUAGUGAUAACUUAAGCAUUCCAUAACGAUUAUUAUAUCUAGUCAAAAUAGUUAGUGCAAUCGACUUAAUGUCAAAUCUGAUAACUAGUGAUUUUUUUAUUAUUUAAUUUAAUUUUAGUUAUUUAUUUAUUAUAUUUUAUUGUUUUUUACCUAAGUUUUGUUUUGUGGUUUAACAAUGCUGUGUUUCAAUUUAUUUUUAAUGUGUUUGAAGUAGAAGAAAGUAUCAAACGUAAUAAUAAUGAUUUAAUUGGGGGUAAUUUGGUUGCUCAGAGAUUGUUAGCUUAUAAUUUUUUUAUUUAAAAUCUCCUAUGGAAAAACCAAUUACCUACCCGAAUAAAAUGCAAUUUUUGUUUUUGUCAAUAAUUUUUUUUUUAUUUCUUUUUUUCGUCUCAACUUUUGAAAUCUAUAAAAAUAUAUAUCCAACAUAACUGUCUUAAAUAUUUAAAAUGUCAUCUAUUUAUAUGAUUAUAUUUUUACUUGCGGUCGAUAGUAUUCCAAUUAUGGUUAAAGAGCAUUUUUUGCUAAUUUAUUGUUAAAACAAAAUUGUUUUAUUCCCAAAUAAAAAAUUCAAUAUUUUAUUUAAAAUUCAGAUUUUCAAGGCACAGAUUCUUCGUCUGUUGAAUAUUUUGUUUUUCACGUGUACAUUAUAAGAACCCAUUAGUAUGUAGAAUAAUAUUAUUUUAAUGUAAGUUUAGUGCGUAUGUGUGGUUGCCUAGCCAGUAAAUUAUUUUUAAUAAAACGAGAAAAUAUUAUUAUUAUUUAUAAUUUGUAUCAUAGAUUUUUCUAUUAUGCAUCCAAUUUACUUGUAAUAAAAUAAUUAAUACACAUGCACAUUAACACGUUAAAAAAAUAACUACAAUCAAAUAUGAUUAGUUGUAAAAUAUUGUAAAUAUUUAUACUUUAUAACCUUUAGGUUAUAUUAAAAUAUGAUUGUAUUUUUUGGGCAAUUUUCUGUGCGAAUAUAUAAGUAACUAUUUAGAUUCGAACACGUCUUUUUUUAAAUACUUGGCAAUUUAAUUAUCUGUUACUUUAAAUGUAUUUUUAGUUGUUUAGUAUUAUUAUUAUUAUUAUAUUAUUAUUAUUAUUAUUAUUAUUAUUAUUAAACAAAUUUAUGUGUUACCUACUUUAAUUUAUAUACCUAGUCAUUUUUUUUAGUUUGUAAACAAUUUAUAAGAAAAUAUUGUAUACUAAAAUGUAUUUUUUAAAAAACCGUUUCUAGUCUUGGAAUGCUACCAAUGUAUUAAUACUAAAUACUAAUCUAGUCAUGUAAAAAAACAUUGUAUGUUUUAUACUUAAUUUCAUUUUCUAGUGAUAUUAUAUAUUAUGUAUUAAUAAAUUGUUAACAAUUUUCACAAACCAAAUUUUUGAUAGACCAAUAGACCAUAAAAUAUAUUAUUUAGUUAUAUAACUAUUGAAACAUGAAAAAAAAAAUUCAUUUAAAAUAUGUCGUCAUUAAAAUGUUUUUUUUCACGUUAAAAAAAAAAAAUGUGAAAAAUUCUUUUUAUUAUCUAAAGAAAUGUCUAAAAAAAAUAGUGUAUUAGAUGUUUCUUAAAGUGAUUUAACAUUUUAUCAGUACUUUAAUAAUAAAGCAUUACUGUAAAUUCAACGGAAAAAUUAUUGUUGUUUAAUAUAUUAAAUUCAGCGCAUUAAGUCCAGUGCAUCGUAUGAACACGACAACCAUGAAUAAAAAAAAACACGAUAUUAUCCUAUAACAAACGAUUUUAAAUACACGUUCAGGGUUUCUUUUUUUUUACAGUGUAUUGAUAAUUGUGCUAAUAUGUAUAAGUUUAUUUCUCUCAUGUGUAAUACCAUGUAGUGCAGUGGUUCCCAAAUUGUUUUCCACUGCCACACAUUAUUAUUGAUAAUGUAAUGUUAUAAGAAUAAUAAAAUAAUACUAAAAUCACACGGCGUCUUGGAUAGGCUUUUUAGCUACACCACUGUCGUGAACCCAUUUAUCCGAUAUCUUAUAUAAGACGUAUGUGACGCAUGGUGACUAAGUAUAAGUAAGUAACCGACAUUUGUAUUUAGACGGUGCAGUUUUUAGGCCACAACAAACAUUAAAAUUUAAAGUACAGUAUGAUUGCUGUCCAAAUUAAAUAUUUAGUAGUUAUUGUUGUUGUAUAAAUAAGUUAUAGGUUACUCUAGGUCAUUAAAUAAAAAUAAACAAAUUAAAUAUUAGAAUGAUCCACUCAGUUUUAUUUAAAUAAACGUGUUCAACGCGCUUACCAAUUAAUCUUAAGCAAAUUUAUUUUCCAGUAAGUAUGAAAUUGUUUGGAUUCACUAUUUUUGGACAAGAAUUUUAGUUUAAAUAUUGAUAAAAUAAUUUAGGUAGCAUAUUUGUAAUAUAUU